AUGCCUAAAUAUAAUAAUAGGAAGUAUAAACUUGGCAUAUUUAAAGUGGAGGAGACUGAGAAAUUGAAGAAAUUCGUUGAAAAAAAUGGUGGCAAAAACUGGAAAAGAGCCUCGUAUCAUGUCGGCACGCGAGAUGCAAAACAAUGCAGGGAGAGAUGGUGUAAUCACCUUAUGCCAGGAGUUAAUAAGAGUCGAUUUACACCGGAGGAGGACAAUUUAGUAACCUCCUUGGUUCUUUCUGGAAGCAUGGGAUGGUAUGCCAUUGCGGAGAGAGUGGGAAACGGACGCACUGCUAAUUCAAUUAAAACAAUUGGAAUCGACGCUUAA
Acaulospora morrowiae is the source of this 327-nucleotide messenger RNA. NCBI's taxonomy places the organism in Eukaryota, Fungi, Glomeromycota, Glomeromycetes, Diversisporales, Acaulosporaceae. The record is from the annotation of a GenBank genome assembly.